Messenger RNA from Eucalyptus grandis, 1575 nucleotides. RefSeq names its product transcription factor MYB73. The record is from RefSeq and is a predicted model, not a curated record. Lineage: Eukaryota; Viridiplantae; Streptophyta; Magnoliopsida; Myrtales; Myrtaceae. Gene Ontology annotation, molecular function: RNA polymerase II cis-regulatory region sequence-specific DNA binding; DNA-binding transcription factor activity, RNA polymerase II-specific. The transcript has a single exon. Gene Ontology annotation, cellular component: nucleus. The coding region runs from base 166 to 1173 and encodes 335 amino acids. Gene Ontology annotation, biological process: regulation of DNA-templated transcription.
CUCUCCCUUCCCUAAUCCCCCUCUCUUCUCCAUCCAAAUUCCCACCUUCCUCCCUUUCCUUCCUUCCCCCUUUCCUUCCUUCUGCACCGAAGGAAGCCCCCGCUUCGCAAGCCACCUCUCGGUAAAGUUCGCUCCUUUUUGGGUCGGCGAAUCUUGGGUCGAUCGAUGGCUUCGAGGAAGGAGGUGGAUCGGAUCAAGGGACCGUGGAGCCCCGAGGAGGACGAGGCCCUACGCCUCCUGGUGCAGAAGCACGGCCCCCGGAACUGGUCCCUCAUCAGCAAGUCCAUCCCCGGGCGGUCCGGCAAGUCGUGCCGCCUCCGGUGGUGCAACCAGCUCUCCCCGCAGGUGGAGCACCGGGCCUUCACCCCGGAGGAGGACGACAUCAUCGUCCGCGCCCACGCCCGGUUCGGCAACAAGUGGGCCACCAUCGCCCGCCUCCUCUCCGGGCGCACCGACAAUGCCAUCAAGAACCACUGGAACUCCACCCUCAAGCGCAAGUGCUCCCCCCCGCUCUCCCCGCUCGCCGAGGAAGGGAACAACAGGGCGUUCGACGCUGCCGCGGGGUACGACGGGGACUUGAGCCCGCGGGAGCGGCCGGCGAAGCGGUCGGCCUCCGCCGGGCCUUGCCUGAGCCCCGGCAGCCCGUCCGGAUCCGGCAUGAGCGACUCCAGCGUGCACUUCGUGUACCGGCCCGUCGCGAAGACCGGCCCCGUGGUGCCCCCGACGGUCGAGGCGACGGCGGCGGCGGUCUCGUCCACCGAGGAUCCGCCGACGUCGCUGAGCCUGUCGCUCCCGGGGGCCGCGGACCCGUGCGAGGUCUCGACCCGGGUCGCGGCCGAGCCGGCUCAGCCGGCGACGCGCCCGAUCUCCUUACUGCCCAUGGCGUCAGAUCCCGCUCCGACGCCGGCGUGCGCUCCGCCGCAGGCGGUGGCGCUGCCCGAGUACCCAAGGUACAGCGGCAACAACAGCAGCAGCAGCAUCUUCCCUUACCCGCCUCCGUCCCCAAGGGUCGGAGCCGACUUCUCGCCGUUCAAGGCGGAGUUCAUGGCGGUGAUGCAGGAGAUGAUAAGGGCGGAGGUGAGGAACUACAUGGCGGGGAUGUGCUCGCAGGCCGCGGCGGCCGACAUAAGGAACGCCGUCGUGAAGCGAAUCGGGAUCGGGAAGAUCGAGUGAAGACAACGACAGAGAGAAGAAGAACCGGGAUGAUGAUUUCUUAGUUGGUUGGCGGCGGCGGCUUCGGAGAAAAAAAGGAGAAGUCGAAAUGCGAAGAGGAGGAGGAGGAGGCGAGGAGAUGGAGAAAACUGGGACUCUGUUUUUCCACCCCUUUUUUUUCUUUAUUUUUAUUUUAAGUAGAGUAAAAAAGAAAUAAUUUUGGCCGAUGUACAGUGGGAAAAGAACUAGGGAGAGGAGGGAGACUCAGCGAAACCUCUGAUCUGUCUCCUCUUCAGGCCUUUGGCUGAGAAAAAAGGCGAAGGAGUAGAAACAAGAAAAUGUGAAAAUCUCAAAACUCGAAAAACCAAAAAAAAAAAAGAAAGUAACUUUUAUGAGUUUAAUUCCUCUAAGUUCUUUGUUCUC